Molecule: messenger RNA, 6018 nt
Organism: Paramormyrops kingsleyae
Lineage: Eukaryota; Metazoa; Chordata; Actinopteri; Osteoglossiformes; Mormyridae
Product: von Willebrand factor A domain-containing protein 3B
Source: RefSeq, a predicted model, not a curated record
CCGAUCGAGUUCUCACAGUGUGGCAGCUAAUGUGAGACCACAGUGUGAACGUCAGCGUGCGGUACUGAGUAAAAACGGCACUAUAAUAAGAAUUUAUCUGCGAUCACUCACUCAAAUAUGUAAGAGUGAAGGAACGCAAACGGACAUAGAUCCCUGCUUCUGGACACAUGGCUGGACGGCUGCAGGGCCGGAGGGAGGGACAGGAAACAGGCCCCAACAGGGACGCGAACACCCUUCUGUCCUCGCCAGCAUGGCUGAGGGUAAACGGACUGAAGGCGAGCAAGCUCACGCUCCCUCAGGUCCUCGCACAAAUCGGCUUCAGGCAAAGGGAAGAUUACGUUCCUUCUCUUGGGAGAUCGGUCUGCUCUCAGUACGCUGGAGGCCUGUUCACACGGGUGGGGAAGAAUGGAUCUGUUUAUAACCUGACUGCAAGUCCUGAACAGCUGGAGGAGCUGUGCGAGAGACUGGACCAGAAGGCCAGACUCUUCCGAUAUCGACUGGCUUGGCUCACAAGUGGCAGUCGGCAGAUAUUCGGGGUCAUCCAGGAGCGUAGCGCCGCCCUAGUGCUGGAUUUCGGUGCUGCAAGCGCGGGCCAGUUCCGCCUAGGCCAAAGCUCUGUGUGCAUGGUCAUCAAGGAGCAGGUGUCUCAGAUCGCCUGGUUCAACCUUAUUCGGCCUGGUCCAGUAGCUGAGCUGUGGCAGGGGGUAGCGGAGUGCACGUCACCCACUAACAUCGACGCUGCUGUGGCGUGGGUCUGGGGACUGUGUCCUGCAAAGUCCUCUCCCUCAUAUACUGCCAACGCACUGCUUGCAGCAACAGGGGACCCGAAGCUAGAGGCUGUAUACUUGUUUGUUGUGGGAGACUGCAAAGUGGACACAGCCAGACUGCUGAAGACGAGAAGAAUGAAAAAUGCACAACCCAUUCACUGUGUGUCGUUCAACGCCAGGAGAGAGGAAACCAUUAAAAGAUUAAAGGAAUUAUCCCACCAUACUGCUGGGAGGUUUCACGCCUUUGCUGAGAUGAGCCUGUUUGAAGACGUGUCACAUGACUCGGGAGAGGGGGAUCAUGGGAUUGCAAGUCGUCAGAUGUCACUCAUGCCCAUUGGAGGCCUGCCUCCAGGGGAGGUUGUCAGGGAGGACGUAUUCCUGGUGUGGAGGGAGAUGCAGGACGCAUUGACCAGCAGGGCUGAGAUCCAGGAGCUGCUGCAGGAGCUUAACGCAACAGUGACCCCUGCAGUUCCUGGGGGUCUGGCAACCGCAGUGUCUGAGGACUGUCUAAGUUCCAAAUCGUGGCUCUGCCACAAUGGGCUGAAGGUGCAGAACCUUUCACUGCACGACGCACUGGCGGACUGCGCCUUCCGGCAUGCGGAUGGCGUUGAGGUCGCCAUGGCCAAGCUGCCUGAUGUUGAACUUAAAAGCAAGUUAAUCAAUGCCAAGUACUGCAGUCAGUUUGCACACAUGACAUGGGUAGAUGGCUCUGUAGUCCAUGUAUACGUCACUCCGGAGAAGUCCAGAUGGUACAGAGACCGGAUGGAGGAGGCCCUCAAGAAGAUCCAGAGAAGACUGGAGUGGCUGCAGCAGGGCAGCAGGCAGCUGUUUGGAGCAGUUCUGGAGCUGCAGGUGUACAUCCUCAUAGACAUCUCAGAGUCCAUGAAAGAGCACCUUCCUCUGCUGAAGGACAAGUUCUACCAGCUCAUACAGGAACAGCUUCGCUUCAAAGCCAAAGUCAACUUUGUGGCAUUUGGCUCGCAAGUGGUCUCCUGGAGGGUGAGGUUGACGGAGGUGACUGAGAAGAACCUGGAGAGGGCCUGGAGCUGGGUUCAGGGUUUACAGGCCGGUGGGUCCACCGACAUCCUCGGAGCUCUGCAGGUGGCUCUUGCAGACAUUGACACACACGCUGUUUACCUUCUGGCCCACAGUGGCCUGGACGAGCACACAGGGACGCUCCUGGCCCGAGUGCAGUCGGAUCGGCCGGUCCCGAUCCAUGCUGUGUCCUUCGACUGCAGCGACCUGGAGAGCGACUGCUUCUUGGUGGAGCUGUCCCGAGAGACCGGGGGCAGCUACCACCGGCAUUGCAGCUGCUCUGUGGAUCCCGGAGAGCCCAUGCCCUUCGUGAGUGAAGACACCCACCUUCUGAAGGAAGAGAUCAAGCAGGGGAAGAAGGACCUGAAGACUGUUUUGAGGCUCAGGGCAGAGUGUGUCAUGCUGGACUGGUAUCACAACAGCGGCAAUAAGGGGGCAGAAAGGAACUGUAGGCGACCCCCAGCUGCCCCCCGCCCCCCAGGCAGCGCGAUACGUACCCGGGGACCCCGCUUGGCCACGCCGCGUGGCCCCUCCUCACGGGGACGUGACCCCAGUCCAAGCCAGGGGACAUGGCAGCCAGCACACAGAGACACGGCUGCACUGCGGGAGUUUCUGGAACACGCCGCUGACGUCGAGGACAGGGACGGAGCAUCAUCCCAGGACUGGACGCUGCCUGAGACACAGGCCCUCUUCCAGAAGAAUGUCGACAAGCAGAACUGGGUCCUCAACAGUCUCCAGGCGACGCCCACGGAAGAUGACCAAAAGAGAGAGAACAGGAAAAAGGCAGCUCUGUCCCUCAAUGUGCCUACAGCUCGCUGGCUACAAACAAACAGCCUGGUUGCCAGGAGACUCACCAUAAUGGAUGUUUUGGCCUCCACAGUCAUCCGACAAAGAGCAAAAUACAUCCCCAUUCUGCACACAAAUGUCCAUUCAAAAGUUUUUGAUGAGGUCUCGCCGCUGGCCCUAGGGAGUAGGGGCUCGCAGAGGGUCAUCCUGCUCAACCCCCUGGCUGUGGACCUAGAGGGAUACAAAGCCAGGCUGGAGGAGGCCCUGACAGCGUACAAGAGGCGCCUGGAAUCGAUUUCUUCGAACGCGCUGAGUGAGGAGGAGAAAAGCAAGCUUGGCAGCGAGGAGCCAGUGGCUUUCCCGGAGCACCGGGUUGCCUUGCUGGGGGCCCAGGAGGACCUCAGUUGGCCACUGCCUAGGAGGGAUGUGGACUUACUGGAGGAGCAGGUCCACCUUGCUCACUCUUUCCUACAGCAAGCCUCAGAUCUGCAACAGACUAUCAAGGAGAAAGCCCACAGCAGGCACCCUGACCCUGGGACCAGAGUGGGUAGCCGGCCAGCUAAAGGCUCGGGGAGGAAACAGAGGGGGGCCCUAGAUGGCCUGAGGGGUCAGAGCGCAAUCGGCAGGUCUGAGACGGACGGCUUCUACUACACCGGCACCAUUCGGAGAUACAUGAGUGGCAAGCGAGUGCUAAUGGACUUCAGGAGCGGCCAAUCAGAGGUCAUUCCUUUGAGGUUCCUUAUCCCCAUUGGAGGCUCUGGGCCCCGCCCCCCAUUGGCAACAGGAGAUUUCGUGUUUGUUGGCUCCGGGAACGAAGGUGCAGGAGACUGCUUCGUCCCAGGGGUUGUCAUAGCAACGCCUUGUAGACUGGACUCCAAGGACAAACUAUACACAGUUUUCAAAUUCGACGACAGAAAGGUACAUAUCACACGCAACAAGAUCAUCAAAAUUAGCCAAGCCGGAUACAACCUCACCUGCAGCUACAUCAGGGAGUGUGAAGGGAGACAUGCAGGGGUGUCUGAGGAACUGCAUGGUACAGCUAAAAGUUUGGUGCCAAAGGAGACGAGGAUUGCGGUGUCCUGCAGCGCACUAGAGAGGUCAAACUGCCUGAAGGUUACAGGCCAUUCCCAGCAAGGAGCUCCGUGUCCAGGGGAGGGGAGAGGCCAUGAAUAAUCUCCAAAGGGAUGGGAUGCAGUGCACCUGGACGAUGGGAAAAGGCAGGAGGAAGACCACACCCCUCCUCCCCGCAACCAACACAGCUGCCCCUCCUGCUACAGUUCAUCACCAAACUCACGUGGGCCGCGCCACUCCUGCAGUGGGGAGGGGGGGAAUCGCUCCCUUGCUCAGCACUGAAUCCUCUCCCAUGUGAUGGCUGCUCUCGCUUCCAUUUAGCAUCCCAAUGCCAUCAGCAGAUUAGCAGAAAUCCCAUUGGGGUGCUCAUCCCCCAGGACAGCCACAGCAUGGGCUGUACCUGCAGAAAAUCCCCCCGGCACUAAUGGUUCGAGCAAAGAAAAAUCAGCUAAUCAGAGGCUAUUUCAGUCACUGGCACCCAGGGAGGAACCUAAAGAACAAAAAAACUUGCCUGUUUUUUGUGAUUAUGUUUACCAACCUGUUUUUGAAAGACGUCAGAAUUAAUAAUUGAAGAUUAAUUAUGGAAAUACCACUCAAUGUUACUGCUAUGACCUUCCUACUGCAAUGUUGAUAUGCAUCAGCUCGAUGUACAGUACACAAGUGACACGUGUGAGACAGUCACCCCAGGGACACGUCCUUGGUGGCCGGUGGACAGAUGGUGAAGGUUAAGUAGCUUUUAAUAGCUUUUGCGGAGGAUUUCCUGGGGAAACUAAAAUAAUUUAUGUUAUUAAAAACACGAAUACUGGGCUGGCAGUAACAGUUCUGCCCUUACACACAGACAUGCUCACAAAUCUUUUUUCAGUGGAAGCACUGUCUGCUUUUGAAAACUGAGAUUUUGUAAAGCAAGUGUUAUUCGAUAUUGUACAACUUCCUUGUUGAUGAAGGGGAAAUGAUUCUGGAAAGAUGAUUUUAGCAGACUAUCACUGGAAUUCCUGUGGUACUGCUGGAUUAUUUGUGUGGGGUCUUUUUGUAGCUGGACCAAAUUAGCCGCCUGUCUAAUUAAUCCCAGGGCUAUUCCGGCCUGGCAGUAUUUUUAGUGCCCGCUGCAGCUGCCCACUCUCGCUCUGGCACACCGAGCCGGCGCCCAUCUGCCGGUAAGCCUGGCAGGGAGCGACCUGUGCUUAACCCCCCCGUCUCCAAGAAGCAGCAUUACAGGGCUCAUCUGGGGGCAGAGGGCUAAUCCAGGAUUAUCUUCUCGGAUAACAUUGCGGACUUGCUGCUCUGGGAACAGAUCCAUCAUUCUAGAAUGCUCUCCCAGGCUGUUUGGUGUUCUCGUAUUUUCUUUCAUGCUCAGAGUUACUCACUGAUAUGAAACUGAAAUAUUAAUAUUAAACAUUGUGAGAUCUGCCAUACAGCCAAUACUGGCCUAUUUCAUGUGCUGAAGGUAGAAGUUGCUUCACUUGAAGUUGGCUUCUUUGGUCCUAUUGCCUGUGCUGGCUGCACUGCUGUUACUCUGUUCCACGAAGGAUUGAUUCAUAAUAAUCACAUUUCCCCUGUAUAAUGCAUGAAUCAGAUCUCAUUUGUGUAUAACAGCUGCAGCUAUCUUUGGUUGUAUGGUGUUCUGCCUGUAAUAGAACAUUUCAGCUACCGAAUAUAUAUUUUCAGGGCCCUAUAUGUAUUGAUAUUAAUAUCAUGAUGAUUCAGUACUGAAUGUGGAGGAGAAUAGUCAUUUUUUAAAUACAAUGUGUCUGCAGUUUUUCAUUUAGCACAAAAUCCAGAAUCUACAACUGCUCCUUAAAUAAUCUCAUCCAAAUAUCCCUGAUUUAAUAAACAUAUAUGGGUACAAUCCUCCUUUUCCUGCAUGAUUCAACAGCACUGUGUUAAUUAGCAGUAUCUGGCCUUCAUAAAGCACUAAUUCUUCAUGGCAUGAUGUCCUCUGUGACCCCUAUCCCAACACAGCACCUUCCAAUGAUGCGAACACGCAAAUGGUCAUCUACGACUCAAAUCCAAGGGCUCUCCAAGCACUGACUGCAGAUGUGAGCAUCAGUGGGCUGUAGAGCACUUGAAGCUGACCAGAUGGCGCUUCUGAAUAAUAAACAUACGAUGGACGUUAAGCGUCAAUGUGCUGCAAAUUCAGAAAACACAAGUUAAACAAAAAUCGCUGCAAAUCUGCUCACAAUACAAUGGAUGUUUCCAGGAGAUAAUAAGACAAUCAGGGCUGGGUGACAUAUCGAAUGUUUACAGUAUAUCAAUCACCAAAUUGCCCAUAGGUGUGAGUGUGCCCUGUGAUGGUUUGGCGCCCCCUUCUGGGUUGCUCCUUCCCUGGCACCCGUAGCCUCUGGCAUAGGCUCCCGAAUAG